AUGUUGGCCAACUCUGCACGUAUCGCUCUCAAGACCCGACAUGCUGCUACGCUCUCUCGCUUCUAUGCGACUGGUGCCAACGGUGCCAAUACAUUGUUGGUGGUUGAACACAAGGAUGGCAAGAUCAGUGGUGCUACUUUGAAUGCAUUGACAGCCGCAUCCAAGCUUGGUGGUGAAGUGACCGCUUUGGUUGCUGGUGGUGAUGAUGCUGUUGCUCAAGCUGUUGCCAAGUGCGCUGGUGUCAACAAGGUCUUGACCGCUGCCGAUGCUGCCUACAGCAAGAACUUGCCCGAGGAUAUCGCUCCUCUUGUUGCCGAGAUCCAGAAAAAGUACAACUUUACUCACUUGUUUGCUGGCCAUACCGCUGUUGGCAAGAACGUUAUGCCUCGUGUCGCUGCUUUGCUUGAUGUGGCCCCUGUCUCUGAUAUCACUGCUGUCGAAGGUGAAGAUACUUUUGUACGCCCCAUCUAUGCUGGUAACGCCAUUGCCACCGUAAAGUCCUCCGAUCCUAUCAAGAUUGUCACCGUCCGUGGUACUGCUUUUGAGGCUGCUGCUGUUGAAGGUGGUAAUGGUAGCGUUGAAGCUGCUCCUGAAGCCCCCAAGGCCAACCUUACUGAAUGGCUCGGUGAAGAAAUCCAAAAGAGUGAUCGUCCCGAUCUUGCUACUGCCAGCCGUGUCAUUAGCGGUGGUCGUGGUAUGAAGAAUGGUGAAAACUUCAAGUUGUUGUACGAUUUGGCUGACAAGAUGGGUGCAGCAGUUGGUGCUUCCCGUGCUGCUGUCGAUGCUGGUUUCGUCGAUAACUCCCUCCAAGUUGGUCAAACUGGCAAGAUUGUUGCCCCUGAACUUUACAUUGCUGUUGGUAUCUCUGGUGCCAUUCAACACUUGGCUGGUAUGAAGGAUUCCAAGACCAUCGUUGCUAUCAACAAGGAUGGUGAUGCCCCUAUCUUCCAGGUUGCUGAUUAUGGUUUGGAGGCUGAUUUGUUCCAAGCUGUCCCCGAGAUGACUGAAAAGUUGUAA
Molecule: messenger RNA, 1017 nt
Organism: Lichtheimia ornata
Lineage: Eukaryota; Fungi; Mucoromycota; Mucoromycetes; Mucorales; Lichtheimiaceae
Exons: 4
Coding region: 1-1017 (338 amino acids)
Cellular component (GO): mitochondrion
Molecular function (GO): electron transfer activity; flavin adenine dinucleotide binding
Source: RefSeq, a predicted model, not a curated record